AGAUGCCAAAUGUAGGGAAUUUGUGUCAUUUCUGUACGUGCAUAUUGGCACUUCCUCUCAAGGAUACUCACUUUUCAUCGUCUAACGUUCAGUGUUUCCCGUCUCUUAUUUAUUUGCUUUUCCGGGAAAGGAUACCUGAGCAAGAGCAAUAGCAAUGAUUUCAACUGCAUGCUCUCGUAAUUUGGUUCAAUCUUUACGCGCUGCUUCCGCUUUUUCCAAGUUUGGGACUUACUACCGUUAUACAUCUCAAGCUGUGUCUUCUCUGCAGCAGGUGUGCGAAUCAUCUGCUUACAGUGACGAUGAUUGCGCUGAUAUGGAUUGGGAUAAUCUUGGAUUCGGUCUUGUGCCAACUGAUUACAUGUAUUCCAUGAAAUGUUCUGAUUACCGCCAGUUUGAACAAGGACAGCUUAGUCGCUAUGGAAAGAUUGAGCUGAGCCCUUCAGCAGGAGUCUUAAAUUAUGGGCAGGGACUGUUUGAAGGUCUGAAAGCAUACAGAAAGGAAGAUGGACAACUUAUUCUCUUUCGUCCAGAUCAAAAUGCCAUUCGCAUGGACAUUGGCGCUAAAAGAAUGUGCAUGCCUUGUCCCUCCAUUGAUCAAUUCAUUGAUGCAGUGAAACAAAUUGCUCUUGCCAAUAAGCGUUGGGUUCCUCCUCCUGGAAAAGGGUCUUUAUACAUUAGGCCUUUGCUCAUGGGAAGUGGUGCUAUAUUGGGUUUGGCUCCAGCACCUGAAUAUACAUUUCUUGUAUUUGCUUCUCCCGUGGGCAACUAUUUCAAGGAGGGUUUGGCUCCUUUGAACUUGUAUGUGGAGGAUGAAUUUCAUCGUGCUACACCUGGUGGAGCUGGAGGUGUCAAAACCAUAUCUAAUUAUGCCCCAGUUCUGAAAGCACUAGGCAGAGCAAAAAACAGAGGAUUUUCUGAUGUCUUGUACCUUGACUCGGUGAAUAAGAGAAAUUUGGAGGAAGUCUCGUCUUGUAACAUUUUCAUUGUGAAGGGCAACGUUAUUUCAACUCCUGCUACAAAUGGGACUAUUCUUGAAGGGAUUACCCGAAAAAGCAUCAUUGAAAUUGCCCGAGAUUGCGGCUUCCAGGUUGAGGAACGAGCAAUUCCAGUCGAUGAGUUAGUAGAUGCGGAUGAAGUAUUUUCCACAGGAACUGCUGUAGUUAUUGCUCCUGUAGGCAGUAUUACAUAUGGGGACAAAAGAACUGAAUAUAAAACUGGUGCCGGGUCCGUGUGUGGGGAACUUCACUCAACUCUUGUUGGAAUUCAGAGGGGCAUAAUUGAGGAUAAGAAGGGCUGGACUGUUCAGAUUCAUUAAGACCUACAGCAGUUCAUCUGCUUUUAUAUAUGUAAAAACAUUGUGUAUGUUAAUGUUAUGCAUCAGGUGCGUUCUCCCAUUUGUCCUGUAAAUAAUAUAAUUGUAUUGUUCAAAUUUUAUAUCAUGGCAAUUGGCAUGUUUUAAGUUUCUUAUAUAAAACUUUAAUCGGCCAUUUAAAAAGGAAUUAAAACACAACAAUAUAUCACAGAAUGCAUGUGAAUGGC
This is a messenger RNA of Pistacia vera, 1539 nucleotides long. RefSeq names its product branched-chain amino acid aminotransferase 1, mitochondrial-like. The record is from RefSeq and is a predicted model, not a curated record. Lineage: Eukaryota; Viridiplantae; Streptophyta; Magnoliopsida; Sapindales; Anacardiaceae. Gene Ontology annotation, molecular function: branched-chain-amino-acid:2-oxoglutarate transaminase activity. Gene Ontology annotation, biological process: branched-chain amino acid metabolic process. The transcript is spliced from 11 exons. The coding region runs from base 155 to 1315 and encodes 386 amino acids.